CCUCGGUGAAGCAAACAUGGCGGCUGAGGGAGAUGUUGAUUUGGACCUGGAGGCCGAUGAAAACUGCACCGGGAAACCUGCAGAAAAGCCUCGCAAACAUGACAGCGGGGCCGCGGACCUGGAGAGAGUCACAGACUACGCGGAGGAGAAAGAAAUAUCCAGUUCCGACUUAGAGACGGCGAUGUCCGUGAUCGGAGACCGACGGUCACGAGAACAGAAAGCCAAACAGGAGAGGGAGAAAGAGUUGGCCAAAGUCACCAUCAAGAAAGAGGACGUAGAGCUUAUUAUGUCAGAGAUGGAGAUUUCCAGGAACGUGGCCGAGCGCAGUCUGAGGGAACACAUGGGGAACGUAGUGGAGGCUCUGGUGGCUCUGACCAACUAAACAAAGAAACACAGCUUUUUACACUCUGGACGGCUUCACACCUCGUCAAUGAAGAUGAACUCAGCGGUUAAACUUAUUGCGGUGUAAUCUUUUUUUUCUUUCCUUCUUUU
This is a messenger RNA of Scomber japonicus (chub mackerel), 492 nucleotides long. It is a transcript of the gene hypk, whose product is annotated as huntingtin interacting protein K. The coding region runs from base 17 to 382 and encodes 121 amino acids. Gene Ontology annotation, biological process: protein stabilization; negative regulation of apoptotic process. Lineage: Eukaryota; Metazoa; Chordata; Actinopteri; Scombriformes; Scombridae. The transcript is spliced from 4 exons. The record is from RefSeq and is a predicted model, not a curated record.